AUGCGUUUGGCUUCUAUUGCGCUGCCUCUGGCAGGCCUUGCUGCUACUGCCGUCGCUACUGCCGUGGCUACUACUUCUAGCAAGCGUGUCAGCAAGGGUUGCAAUGCGCUGAAGGGGCCCGUUGGAGACUCGCUGUUCUUCAUCGAUAGUCUGGUCUAUCAGUAUGAGACGAACAACUUCUGGUCGAACACUGAGCUUAUGUCUCCAGGCUGCGUGUUCCGCCCGCAGUCCAGUAGUCAAUUGGCUAAGGGUUUGGUUGCCCUCGUCGAUGCUGAAGCCAAAUUUGCCGUUCGCGGUGGCGGCCACAUGGGUAUCCGCGGCUCUAACAAUAUCGACAACGGUGUUUUGAUCGUCAUGUCCAACCUGACCACCAUGGAACUUAACCAAGAUAAGUCCGUGCUGUCGCUUGGUCCCGCUUACCGAUGGGGUGAGGUCUACACAUGGCUCUCCCAAUACGACCUCACCGUUGCGGGUGGUCGUCUCGGCCCUGUUGGUGUGCCUGGUCUGCUUCUUGCCGGCGGUGUCAACUUCUACGGCAACCAGGUCGGCUUCGGUUGCAACACUGUCAUCAACUAUGAGGUUGUUUUAGCCAAUGGCACUGUUGUGCACGCAAACAAGUCUUCCAACUCAGAUCUGUUCUGGGCUCUGAAGGGAGGUAGCAGCAACUUUGGCAUUGUGACCCGCUUCGACAUUGAGACCAUCAAGUCGCCCAUGGUCUGGGCCGGUGCCCACACCGUGGAGGCCCAAUACGUGGACCAGUUCCUUGCUGCUAUUGCCCAAUAUGCCUCCAACAUUUCGGACCCCAAGACUCACAUUGUGCCUGCUCUGGUACCCGGAGACUCGACUUUGGCUUCCGCGAUUCUGUUCUACGAUAGCGACACCGUUGGCUACCCCGAGAUUCUCAAGCCUUUCACCGAUAUCCCCUCGAUCAGCAGCACUGUCGGCUUCAAGACCGUGGCCGAGUUUGCAACUGAAUUGGGUGCCAUGGUUGUCCCCGAUAUCAAUGAUGUUUUCGUUGCUGGAACCGUCAAGGGAACAACCUACGAAGAGCUCCACAAGGGUAUCAGCAUCAUCAACACUACUUUCUUCAACGAGCUCCCCAAGUUGUACAGACAAAUCCCCACCGCCAACAUCUCCACCAUCCAGUUGGACUGGCAGCCCAUCGGCGCCGAAUGGAUUAAGGCCUCUAACGCUCGCGGUGGUAACGCUCUGGGCCUGGACCCUACUCAGGUCUACCUUUGCUACGCAGAGGUUGUGGAGUGGAUUGGCUCGGCUUAUGACGGUAUCGUCGCUAAGUGGGUCGAGGAUACUACCUAUGCCAUUAACAAUGCUACUCAGAAGGCUGGUCUCUAUGAUGCUUUCAACUACAUGGGUGAUGCCGCUGGCUUCCAGUCCAUCUUCCCGGGCUACGGCGCCACGAAUCACCAGCGUCUUAUUAACAUCGCGAAGAAGUACGAUCCUGAGCGUGUUUUCCAGACCUUGAUGCCUGGUGGAUUCAAGGUUUACUAA
Penicillium subrubescens is the source of this 1509-nucleotide messenger RNA. Its product is annotated as FAD-binding oxidoreductase. NCBI's taxonomy places the organism in Eukaryota, Fungi, Ascomycota, Eurotiomycetes, Eurotiales, Aspergillaceae. The transcript is spliced from 5 exons. Gene Ontology annotation, molecular function: FAD binding. The coding region runs from base 1 to 1509 and encodes 502 amino acids. The record is from RefSeq and is a predicted model, not a curated record.